AACCACAGGGCCUGCUCAUGCUAUAGUAUCCCAGAAAUGAGCGUGGAGGAGAUAUUUCAGCUAAUUCAGUGCCGCGGAAGCGUCACUCAGGAAAAAAAAGAGGUGGACUUGGGGCGCUUGCGUGUGCUUCUGAGUCAAAACAAGGGGGUCGUGGAGGCCGUCCGCUUGCUCCUGCAAGCAGGGGCGUCGCCCGCGGCUGUCGACAAGGCGGGCUACACGCCCUUGCACUGGGCCGCAGGGAAAGGCCACGAGAAGGUGGUGGAGGAUCUCUUGAAGCACAAUGCCGACGCCAACGCCGCGGACAAAAACGGACUCACACCUCUUCAUCGAGCCGCCUACUGGGGUCAAACAGCGUGCAUCAAGGAGCUGCUGUACAAGGGGGGGGCAGAUCCCAACGUCCAGGACCACUUGCAGCACACGCCCUUCAUGAUGGCUGCCUGGUUUGGGAAGAUCGAUAGCGCGCGCGAGAUCUUCGAGAAGCUAGGCCUGCCGAUCGAGCGCACUCCAACAACCGCGACGCUCGGCGGUGCCUCCAGCCAAGGAGACGGCGGGCGCGCGUCAUCGCCGUCAGGACCGUAG
Messenger RNA from Nannochloropsis gaditana CCMP526, 579 nucleotides. Its product is annotated as cd4-specific ankyrin repeat protein. Bases 37 to 579 code for a protein of 180 amino acids. Gene Ontology annotation, molecular function: protein binding. The transcript is spliced from 6 exons. The record is from RefSeq and is a predicted model, not a curated record.